This is a messenger RNA of Zymoseptoria tritici IPO323, 758 nucleotides long. RefSeq lists its product as uncharacterized. NCBI's taxonomy places the organism in Eukaryota, Fungi, Ascomycota, Dothideomycetes, Mycosphaerellales, Mycosphaerellaceae. The coding region runs from base 210 to 758 and encodes 182 amino acids. The record is from RefSeq and is a predicted model, not a curated record. The transcript has 2 exons.
UUCUCAAUUCGGCUUCUACUAUUCUUCGUACUGACGUUCGACUACAUUUGUCUACCUGGAAGGAUCGCACUUUGCUUGUCUUGCUUACACCUCGGUUUCUACCUGCCCGCCUUCUUCGAACAUUCGUCUAAGUUAGCUCCGCCCGAACAAAACACCCUUCCAUCAUCACCUCCACCAAACCUCACAACAUCUCCCCACCACCACAAACAAUGUCCUCCGACGCGCUCGCAGUCUUCCGCAAGGGCUUGGGACCCGACCUCAACGCCCUCGCCGAGAAACACCUCCAACAUGACCUCCGCCAAUCCGACCGCGACGCCCUCGUCUCCGCCGCCAGCACCGUAACAACCCACACCACCCUCGGCUCCCUCCUCGGCCUCACCCUCAGCAGCCUCCUCGCCCUCCGCCUCCGCCGCUCCCGCGCCGCCCUCUUCCGCGCCUUCAAGUCCGUCGAGAAACCCCACUCCGUACGUUUCGCCGACGGCAGGGAAGAGGUGCUACCGGACAUGACAUCCCUCAUGCGUCCUUCGAAAGUCGGGGAUGUGGCGACUUUCGCGCUGUUGGGGAUGGGAGGACUGUUCUUGGGAGGGGAGGUGGGAUUGUUGACGGGGAGUUUUCGCGCGAGACAGGGUAUUGGGAAGGAUCGGGAGGGGAGAGAUCGCAUUGCGGGGGCGUUUAAGAAGUUUCGGGCGGAUGCGUUGAGGAAGCAGGCGGAGGAUUUGGAGAGGGAUGCGGAUGCUGGGGAGGGGAGGUGGAUUUGA